Molecule: messenger RNA, 234 nt
Organism: Penicillium malachiteum
Lineage: Eukaryota; Fungi; Ascomycota; Eurotiomycetes; Eurotiales; Aspergillaceae
Exons: 1
Coding region: 1-234 (77 amino acids)
Source: RefSeq, a predicted model, not a curated record
AUGAUCCCCAGCAUCCCUGCUCCACUGGUCCAGUCAGAACCACUCACAGGUUACUCGACCUGCAGUCGCAGUCACACUGGGAUCCUGCAUCCUCACUCGUCCGCGGCAGCAAUCAUGUCUGCACCGGGCAGCAGUACCCCUCAAAAAGAGACCGAUCAGCCCUCGAAAAUCUUCCGUGGCUUUGUGAGCUUCUUUUCCGCUGGAUCGAUAUUCUUGGUCUUUACCUUUGCCUAG